AUGCUAGACACUGAGACGACUGAAGAUUAUUCAUCAGCUCAUACUGUUGAAGAGGAUGUCACUCAAAGUUCAUCGCAAACCUUUAUAGAAGAAAGUACUACCCGAUUUUCUCCGCUUCCUGGCCAGACAACACAUGAUAGCACAAUAUCAACAGCAACAACGGGAGAACCAGGGACAGGAACAGCAAUAACAAUAACGACAACAGCAACGCCGACAACAACAAUCACAACAACAACAUCGUCAACAACAACACCAGCAAUCCCACAAACAACAACAACAACUCCGACGACAACAACAGCAAGCUCAGGAGUCAAUAUUAAUUCAUAUCAUGCUUUGUUAGCAGUUGGGAUCAUAAUACUAGUAACACCAAUUAAGUUGUUAAUGUGA
Molecule: messenger RNA, 387 nt
Organism: Didymodactylos carnosus
Lineage: Eukaryota; Metazoa; Rotifera; Eurotatoria; Philodinida; Philodinidae
Source: the annotation of a GenBank genome assembly